GCUAAGAAACGCUUUCUGUCCAUGUUCCCGAGGCUCCAGGAAGGAAAUUUAGAUGCGUGUUUGGAGGGAUAAACAGUGAAAUAUAGCUCGUUUACCUUCAAGAGCAUUUUUACCUGGCAGAGACUGGAGGUCGUCCCAUGUAAUGGUGAAGUUAAGGGCGAGAUGUCUGCUGGUCGGAGAUGCUGCAGUGGGUAAAAGUGCUCUUUCUCAUAUGUUCUACAGUGAUGGCACUCUCUUCCAGAAGAAUUACAGCAUGACAACAGGUGUGGAGCUGCUGAUGAAGUGCGUCAACAUCCCAGCGACCAAUGACAGCGUGGAGCUCUACAUCAUAGACUCUGCAGGGAAGGAGACAUUAGUGGAGUCCUGUGAGAAAUUGUGGGGUGAACCUUCAUUGUUGUGCCUGGUUUUCGACCUGACCAAUGAGCAGUCUUUUGCUAACUGCAGCUGCUGGAUGGAGCGAGUCCGUGCUCACUGCCAAGGUCUUCAUGUUCCAGGUGUCCUGGUGGGCAACAAAUCAGAUCUGUCUGCUAGAAGAGAGGUCCAGGCAUCUGUGGCCAAGGAAUGGGCCCAAAGUCAGGGACUGGAGUACCACGAGACAUCAGCUAAGGAGAUGGAAAACUGUGAUGCGCCCCUCCUCAGUUUAGCUCGGGCCUUCCACACUCUGUACCAAGAGCGUCGUGAGACCAUCCAAAAUCUUAAUCCAGGCUAGACCCCUGCCCGCUCACUCAUCUUGAGUUUUCACCAUUAGGACAGCAAACAAAGGAUCUCUCCUGAGAGAAUCUCAGAGGCUGAGAGCUUUUGAAACUCUUGCAAAUGCAGAUAAUGCACAACAAAACACUGUUUUCAUUUCUACCAACCAAGCUUGGGAGUGUCUUGUUCAGACAGAUAUUUUAAUAUGACGACAAAUAAAGUUGUUUUUCUGUGAUAAUAGGUGGUUAGCUGUCUCUUAUCUGUGUUUCCUCUGUGCUCAAAUAGUGGGUUUUCUUUCACAGUGAUGGCUGGGUGAUUACCAAAACCACAAUAAUACUUCAGCUCAUUGUGGGGGGAAAGGAACGCCUGUACCUCCUCUUUUCUUUUUACAGCUCCUCUUCUGUCGCAGUGGUUGUUCCUGAUUUUAGGCAGCACAAAUGUUUGAUCUCCUCCUCUUAUUUUUUUUUUUUUUGCCUCAUACACUCACCCUCGUUGUGUUUUCUUUUUAUUUCCUGGCUUCAGCUCGGUUUAAGCUUGCCUUCUUUUGCAUUCGUUCUUUCUCACUCAUCCUGGGUUGUUGCUUGUUACUCUUUUCUCUUUCCAGUUCAGUUUCUUUCUCCCUCUGUGUAUCUAGCACUUUCUCCCUUGUUGUGUUAACUCCCCGGCUGCGGCCCUCUCAACAUCAUUUCAGUCAUGUCCCCUGUGCGGCGCUAACAACCAGUAAUCACCGUUCUAAUUAGCGCUCUCCCAUUCAAACCAGGUCAAAGCCAUGUCCUUGUUCUUUCCCUGCCUCUCAGACCAGCUGCCACCAUUCAAAUGAGGGCACGCUGGUUUGAGGCAGACACAAUAGUUUUUAUCUCAUUAUACACCACAUAUAAUGACUGCUGUGUUUACUGAUGAUGGCUCUGUCUUGUUUGGAAAAUGUGUAGUCCAAACGCAGUCGCAGGAUUUUAUUUUAUUAUUUUUAGGACAUUUUGAAAAUCACAGCUGCGUUUAUUCCCCAAACAUAUGCAGUAACUGAAUAACAUUUAAAGGAA
Archocentrus centrarchus (flier cichlid) is the source of this 1727-nucleotide messenger RNA. It is a transcript of the gene ift27, whose product is annotated as intraflagellar transport 27 homolog (Chlamydomonas). Bases 143 to 709 code for a protein of 188 amino acids. The record is from RefSeq and is a predicted model, not a curated record. Gene Ontology annotation, molecular function: GTP binding; GTPase activity. The transcript is spliced from 7 exons. Lineage: Eukaryota; Metazoa; Chordata; Actinopteri; Cichliformes; Cichlidae.